Molecule: messenger RNA, 117 nt
Organism: Cherax quadricarinatus
Lineage: Eukaryota; Metazoa; Arthropoda; Malacostraca; Decapoda; Parastacidae
Source: RefSeq, a predicted model, not a curated record
GGGGGGAGGGGGGGGGGGGGGGGGGGGGGGUGGGGGGGGGGGGGGGGGGGGGGGGGGGGGGGGGGGGGGGGGGGGGGGGGGGGGGGGGGGGUGGGGGGGGGGGGGGGGGUGGGGGGU